AUGCGAGGUUUGAGUUUUAAAAAAAUACCCUGGAGAGUCCGCUCAGAAAAAAGAUCUUCCCAGAGAGUGGAUAAGAGCCGGUCCGGCGAUGGUUUGUCCAAGUCAGAGUUGCUUGCUACCGCGCCGCAAGACGAUGAUCUAUGGUUGAAAGCAGAGCUGCUGCUAAAGAAGAAUGAGAAAACCAGCAGAAUUUUAGCGGCAGCUACUGAAAUCCUCGAAGCCGAUUUCCGCUUCCAAGUUCCGUCGAACGCAUUGAUCGCGCGUGACCAAAUCUGCAGUUUCCUUGAUGCUCAAGCCCGUGAGCUGGAAGAGAAAAAGUGGGUGGUUACGCUGGGUGGACACAGUAUCGAAGUCGAGGACCGGCUCACCAGGACUUUCCGAAAUGUGUUGAUCGUCAAGGACAUUAUUCAUACUGCAGCUGCUGCAAGCCCACCAGCUGCCGUAGCCUGUGCGGGGGUUAUGCUCGUUGUGCAAGCCGUCGAGCAACAUGAAAGCCUCUUACGGGGCCUAGAAACGACCUCGGCCUUGAUUCCCCGCCUUCACCUUAUGGAAGACCUCUAUCUGCAGCAUCCCAACGCGAAAGUCACCGCUCGAUUGAGGAAGGAGUUCAGCGGAACUUUGACAUUAUUAUACUCCAAGGUCAUUGAAUUCCAAGCCAGAGCGAUAUGCUACCUACGAAACCACUCCGUUUCCCGGCUUUUCAGAAACAUGUUCAAGCAAGACGGGUGGAAUGACUUAGUGCAAGACAUGCAACGACUCGAGACAAACGCACAGAGCUUCGCUUCGGUGAUAGAACCCACGGUGGUGAGAGAAAAGCUCGAUAGUAUUGAGAAGGCAUUCUUGAAGGACCAAAUUUGGCGAACCACUUCAACCCGGGAUGAAAAGGCGAAGCAAUUCUUCAAGCUGCUCUACACCUGCCCGUACAGAGACCGCAAAGACAGGAAUAGCAAGCGUGUGCCAGGUACAUGUGAAUGGUUUACCAGCCAUUCUCGAUUCCAAAAGUGGGAGCACAGCGAUCAAUCCGGUCUCUUGUGGGUGACAGCCGACCCAGGAUGCGGAAAGUCAGUAUUGACUAAGUUCUUGGUCGAUGAUUUUCUCCCCAGCCACAGAAGAACGGUCUGUUAUUUCUUCUUCAAGGAUGAUUUUCCUGACCAGAGGAGCGCCGCCAACGCACUGUCAGCAAUCUUACGUCAACUUUUCAUGGCACAGCCACAUCUCCUACCGGAUUCGGUAUUGGAGAAACAGGACACUGAUGGGGAUAAACUCGUCGGAUCAUUUAAUGACUUGUGGGGUAUAUUAACCAGCGUCGCAAGCCACCUGAAAGCUGGGGAGAUCAUUUGCGCGUUGGAUGCACUAGACGAGUGUCCGGAAGACGACCGGAAGCAGCUCAUUCAAGCUUUGAAAAUUCUGUAUUCAGAAGAACGCCUCGAGAAGCACAAGUUAAAGUUCCUGGUGACAAGCAGGCCCUACGAUCACAUACGUCGCGGUUUCCAGGAAUUGGAAGACAAGGUGCCUACGAUCCAUUUAAGUGGCGAAGGUGAGGUUGAGACCCAGGAAAUCUCGCGUGAAAUCGACCUCGUUAUCAAAAAGCGGGUCGCGGACAUCGGCAAACAGAACGACCUACGGCCGGAUGAGUGUUUAUAUCUGCAGCAGCAACUCACCUCCGUCCGCAAUCGGACGUAUCUCUGGGUCAGCCUCACCCUUGAUGUCAUCGAGAACAUGUCCGGCUUUACGAAAGGAAAUAUUCGACAGACCGUACGAAACCUGCCGCAAAAUGUUGACGAGGCUUACGACAGGAUCCUCAAUCGGACUUCUGACAAGGCCAAGGCCAGGAAACUGCUACACAUUAUCACUGCUGCGGAGCGCCCACUGUCAUUGCGGGAGCUCUCUUUGGCCAUGGCAUUUAGCACCGGACAUCGGUCAAUCCCAGAUAUCCUGGACGAACACGAGAAGGACGAUAAAAGAUUCGAAAGGAGCAUAAGAGAUCUCUGUGGUCUCUUCCUCGUUGUAAUAGGUGGAAAAGUUUACUUGCUUCACCAAACUGCAAAGGAGUUCUUGGUGGGGAGCAGCCAGUCAGUACCACCAUCGCCCAAUGAUUCUCUUCAGAGCAACACAUGGAAGCAUUGCUUGAAGUCAGAGGAGUCUCACAAAAUUCUCGCACACACAUGCAUGUCAUAUUUGAUCCAUGAUACCACAGCGGAUUCCCUGCAUUAUUUUCUGGAGUAUGCAGCAUGGAACUGGCCGUCCCACUUCCGCAGAGCUUUUGCACAAUAUGACCAUGAGGCGGCCGAAUUAGGAUCCAAGCUUUGCCGGUCAGGGUCAAAGGUUUACGAGACUUGGUUCCGGGAAUAUAGAUGGCAAAUAUACAUAUUUCCAAGAGCUCCUACUACUCUUCUGAUGGCUUCCUAUUUGGGGCUUGCAGCAGUAGUGAAGCUCCACCUUGAUACUGAAAUUGUGGGAUUGGACUCCAAGGAUUCUACAUAUGGUCGGACACCUCUUUCAUGGGCCGCAUGGAAUGGGCAUGAGGCAGUUAUGAAGCUACUUCUGGACACUGAAAAGGUGGAUGUCAAUUCCAGGGAUUCUGAAUAUGGUCGAACACCUCUUUCAUGGGCUGCAGGAAAUGGCCAUGAGGCAGUUAUGAAGCUACUUCUGGACACCGAAAAGGUGGAUGUCAAUUCCAGGGAUUCUGAAUAUGGUCAAACACCUCUGUCAUGGGCUGCAAAGAAUGGCUAUACGGCAGUUGUGAAGCUACUCCUGGACAAUAGAAAUGUGGAUGUUGACUCCAGAAGUUCUGAUAGUCAGACCCCUCUGUCAUUGGCUGCAAAGAAUGGGCAUGAGGCAGUUGUGAAGCUACUUCUGGACACCAAAAAGGUGGAUGUCAACUCCAGGAAUUCUACAUAUGGUCGGACAUCUCUUUCAUGGGCUGCAGGGAAUGGCCAUGAGGCAGUUGUGAAGCUACUCCUGGAUAAUAGAAAUGUGGAUGUUGACUCCAGAAAUUCUGAUGGUCAGACACCACUGUCAUUAGCUGUAGAGAAUGGGCGUGAGGUAGUUAUGAAGCUACUCCUGGACACUGGAAAGGUGGAUGUUAAUUCCAGGGAUUCUGAUGGUCAGACACCUCUUUCAUGGGCUGCAAAGUGGGGUUAUAAGGCAGCUGUGAAGCUACUUCUAGAUACUGGAAAGGUGGAUGUUAACUCCAGGGAUUCUGAUGGUUGGACACCUCUUUUAUGGGCUGCAUCCAAGUGGCAUGAGGCAGUUGUGAAGCUACUCCUGGAUACUGGAAAGGCAGAUGUCAAUUCCAGGAAUUCUGCUGGUCAGACACCCCUGUCAUUUGCUAUAUGGCAUGGGCAUGAGGGAGUUGUGAAGCUACUCCUAGAUACUGGAAAGGUGGAUGUCAAUUCCAGGGAUUCUAAAGGUCAGACGCCUCUUUCAUGGGCUGUAAAGAGGGGUUAUGAGGCACUUCUAGACACUGAAAAGGUGGAUGUUGACUCCUGGGAUUCUGAUGGUCAGAUGCCUCUAUCAGCUGCAGAGAAUAGGCACGAGGCAGUUAUAAAGCUACUCCUGGACACUGGAAAGGUGGAUGUCAAUUCCAGGGAUGCUGAUGGUCAGACACCUCUUUCAUGGGCUGCAAAGAGGGGUUAUGAGGCAGCUGUGAAGCUACUCCUGGACACUGGAAAAGUAGAUAUCAACUCCAGGGAUUCUGAUGGUCAGACACCUCUGUCAUUGGCUGCAGAGAAUGGGGAUGGGCCUGUUGUCACACUGCUAGAGAACACUGGCAUUGCAUCACCCUGA
Messenger RNA from Aspergillus viridinutans, 3789 nucleotides. RefSeq lists its product as uncharacterized. Gene Ontology annotation, molecular function: protein binding. NCBI's taxonomy places the organism in Eukaryota, Fungi, Ascomycota, Eurotiomycetes, Eurotiales, Aspergillaceae. The transcript is spliced from 2 exons. The record is from RefSeq and is a predicted model, not a curated record. The coding region runs from base 1 to 3789 and encodes 1262 amino acids.